UCUCUUCAUCUUCAACAAAGAGAGUCCUCUUCUGACUGACGGCCGCCGUCAUUUGCUUUGCCGUUUCCGAAUAGAGGGACAGAGAGAAGAAACCUAGAGCGAGAGCCAUGGCCUGCGAGUGCAGGCCCUACUCGCCAGGUCGACUCCUGCCACCGCCACCGGCGACCCCCACCGCUCUUCUGCUGUCCCUACGCCCCAAGUUUCCCGCCACCACUCUCGCCUCCGCCUCCGCCGGCAGUGAGCGGCGGCGUUCUCUCGCUCCGCAGUGUAACAGGAUACGAACGUUUGGUUUUACUCUGUCCCCGGUGUUCUCCGCAAGCUCUAUCCCUUUUGCAUCUAACAACGGCCACAAUGACGACUACAACAACAACAACAACCACGGCGGCGGCGGCGGCGGUUGGAGCAAUUCUUUCGAUCACGACGAGUGGUGGCGGAAGGAUGGUUCCGGUGUUCUUCUUUUUCUCUGCUCUCGCGCGUUCUCGAAUGGCGAUGGAACAAUAGCCUCCUCGCGCAAGCACUUGGUCCUUUUCUUGGUGUCUGCUUUUUGUACUUUUAGCCAAUUCCAUUUGUCUCCAGCCCAAGCAAGAACUGGCGCUGCUGCUAACCAUGGAAACGAAAAAGUGGAAGUUGUUUGGGAAGUGACGGGAGGGAGGUGGACCAAGCUCAUUUCUGACCAUUUUAAGGACGCCUUUGUGGUUUCGAAACGAAAAUCUUGGUCAUCAUUGUCAGCUGGUAGUAGUAAUUCUGACCGUCCAUUGCCCUAUGCCGUUGUCUCUGAUUUGUGGAUGCAAUGCAGUGAAUUAUUCAUGCGUUUGAUGCUCCCUGAAGGUUUUCCUCAUAGUGUUACCAGUGACUACGUGGAGUACUCUCUCUGGAGAGGAGUCCAGGGUGUCGCGGCUCAAAUCAGUGGCGUCCUUGCCACUCAGUCUUUGCUUUAUGCUGUUGGGUUGGGAAAAGGGGCCAUUCCUACUGCUGCUGCUGUGAAUUGGGUUCUUAAGGAUGGCCUUGGUUAUCUCAGCAAGAUUAUGUUGUCAAAGUUUGGAAGGCAUUUUGAUGUCAAUCCAAAGGGCUGGAGAUUAUUUGCGGAUUUGCUCGAAAAUGCUGCAUAUGGACUGGAGAUUUUGACUCCUGUGUUCCCGCAUCUCUUUGUUCCAAUAGGUGCUACUGCUGGAGCUGGACGAUCAGCAGCUGCACUAAUUCAGGCUGCUACAAGGAGCUGUUUCUUUGCUGGAUUUGCAGCUCAGAGGAAUUUUGCAGAGGUAAUUGCAAAAGGGGAAGCUCAGGGAAUGGUUAGCAAAUCUAUUGGUAUCAUGCUUGGAAUAGCAUUGGCUAAUUGCAUACACUCUUCUACAGCUCUUGCUCUUGCUUCUUUUGGUGUGGUAACUUGGAUACACAUGUUCUGCAACCUGAAGUCAUAUCAAUCAAUUCAACUAAGGACUUUGAAUCCUUAUCGUGCAAGUUUAGUCUUCAGCGAAUAUUUGCAUAGUGGUCUAGUUCCUUCAAUUAAAGAGGUUAACGAUGAGGAACCACUUUUUCCAGCUUUACCACUUAAUGUGAACCUCGCACAUAAAGAACAAUCUGCAGUACUAUCCGUAGAAGCCAAGGAUGCAGCUGCUGAUAUUGAGAGUCGAUUGCAGCUAGGAUCUAAACUCUCUGAGAUUGUCACAACCAAGGGUGAUGUGCUUGCAUUGUUUGACCUCUAUAAAGAUGAGGGCUACAUCUUGGCUGAGCAUGAAGAAAGAUUCUGUGUAAUACUCAAAGAAAGUUCCUUGCCGCAAGAUAUGCUCAAGUCAUUGUUCCAUGUCAGUUAUCUGUAUUGGUUGGAGAAAAAUGUGGGAAUCAAAUCAAGGAGUAUACUGGAUGACUGCAGACCUGGAGGUAAGCUGCAAAUGGCUCUGGAAUAUGUUGAAAGGGAAUUCAAUCAUGUCAAAAGUGAUGGCGAACUAGCAGGUUGGGCAAUGGAGGGCCUCAUUGCAAGGCCUUUUCCUAACAGAAUCUGUCCUGGUUUGCUUUCCACUCCCGCUGAAAUCUGAUGUCUGCAUUGCCAUUCCUGAGCAAACAGAUGCGGGAAGAAGAAUGCCUUCGCCCUUCCCUGUCGACCCCCCAGUCAAUACUGUGAAUAAUUGUGCUGUGGAAGUUCAUCUAGGAACUUGGAAGGGCUAGAAAAUGACGAGGCACUGUCAAUAUUUGCUGCAGACGUGGACAGAGAAAAUUGAGUAAGUGCAGGAGUGGCGGCGGCUGGCAUUUUGUUUCAGAAGUCAUCAGCUGCUGCUGAUGGCUUUGGAAAUUCUGAGGGUAACAGGAAUCAGUUAAUGCAAAAACUUCACUUCUUUGCUAGUUACAAAUUUACAUCAUUGUUUACCAUAGGGCAUUCUACAAGCACGAGCCAGAUUCCCUCACUCACUGCUUUGAUGCCAUGUAUUGUAUGUACAUUAUACCAGCUAAACAUUUCAUUUUCUGUUAAAAGCAGGGUAUAGCUUUCUAUAUGGGAGAUUGAGACUUAUAUAGCAUUUAUUCACUAAGAAUGACUUUCUGUUUGUAGUUUUAAUUUCACUGUCAUGUGGUGAUGAUCUUCGUCGCCUGAUUAGAUUGCUAAUUAUCCUAAUUGAUUUACCUUUACCUGGCGAGCA
Molecule: messenger RNA, 2630 nt
Organism: Diospyros lotus (date-plum)
Lineage: Eukaryota; Viridiplantae; Streptophyta; Magnoliopsida; Ericales; Ebenaceae
Product: protein root UVB sensitive 1, chloroplastic
Exons: 7
Coding region: 108-2033 (641 amino acids)
Biological process (GO): response to UV-B; developmental process
Cellular component (GO): chloroplast envelope
Source: RefSeq, a predicted model, not a curated record